CGUUCAACUUAUACGACCUCUAACAUUAAGUCGAUGAUUGGCAAAGAUCGUGAGGCGCUUCGAGGUCCUGCUUCUGAUCGAACCAAUGCUCGGACGCAAUACUCGCCUCCUUAUUGGGAUUAUCGUGACCAUAUUGAUUCCUUCCAUCCCACAGGCUCUACGUACAAGCCUUCCUAUGCCACCCUCCCGCCUAGGCAACCCGGAAUAAAAAACGAACCUUUCGGCAAUGACAACUUGGGAGCUACCAACUUCGCUGAGCACAUAACCUAUGGCCUCACUCCAUCCAUUACCGGCAGUCCCCAGGGCAAAAUGAAUCGACCAACGUACAAGGAUUCAGGAACAAAUAUGAGAAUUCCAAAGUACAGAAACGCAGGUACCAGUAUGGAGGUUCCCAGCUACGAAGACGCAGCAACGGACACAUCAACACCAACCUACAGAAACGCCUCGACGAAUACUUCAGAAGUUGAUCAAUCUAUCCCCGCCAUAAGCUUGAGUGCGAAGAUCCAAGACCUCUCAGCACGCGCACAGUCCAUGGAUCUUGACACCUAUCUUAGAGAGAUUAAAUGGAUCACUGGAAAACUGGAAAAAGCCUUGCUACUAAAAGAGAUGAGUGAGAUUCAGGAGAACAUCAACAAGCUCGCAGGUUGCCGUCUUUUCAUGGAACAUGCAGAGUUUAUGGAGGAUAUGAACACGCUGUCGGUGCGUUACCAGGAGCUUGUUGCGUACCACAAGGACGCUGUGCAGGAUUCUGCAGGCCAAAAGGCUGCUGAUGGAAUGACAAGGUAGUAAAUCCCCCCCAAAGCACCCAAUGCCACUCCCCUUUCCCUUAUACAAAUCACAACUUCAUCUGUUUUCUUUCUCUCCUUUGGACGGUCUGAAAAGUGCACUCAUGCAUUGAAGGCAAGUCCUUGUAUCCCAUAAAUGAUUACCAGAUUACUGUCGCGAGGUUAAUGGUGGGUGUAUAUCGGUCGGUUUGCUUCUGGUCUGCUUGUCGUUAAGGAUAUACCCAUGUUCUAGCUUUGCACUUGUCCGAAAAACAUUGCAAGCCUUUUCUUUCUUUCAUCUGCUAUUGAGGGCACAUCAU
This is a messenger RNA of Periconia digitata, 1084 nucleotides long. The record is from the annotation of a GenBank genome assembly. NCBI's taxonomy places the organism in Eukaryota, Fungi, Ascomycota, Dothideomycetes, Pleosporales, Periconiaceae.